AUGGCUACCGCUCUUGCGCCGUCUGCAACCCAAAAUGAGGCUCGACAAGCUGCACAGGAUUACCUCAACAAGCGCCUGGCAAGUGGUACCGGAGUAAAACCAAGUCGACCUUUUACUGUACCCGAAAUCAACAUUGCUUCGUCCUUUUCGUCCAGCAUCGAAGAUCGCAAGGCUGUUGCUGCACAGCUUCGAGACGCCUGUACGAACUCUGGCUUCUUCCACAUCACUGGACAUGGCGUGUCCGAUGAAGCACGAGAAGGCAUCAUCAACGCAGCAAAGCGCUUCACCAAGAAUCUUCCACGUGAGAAGAAAGAAGCGUUGCAUGUGAAGAACAGCAAUUACUUCCGUGGCUGGGAGCCGGCUGACUUCACUUAUGUAAAUCCAGGCGACUGGAGCGCUGAGGAUGCCGCGCCCGAGACUAAGGAAGGGUUUAACUGGGGCUAUGAAACUGGCCUUGAUCCCACUGGUGGUGAUGGACAGUAUCGCGAACUUGAUGGCGCCGUUGUCAACGGAAACGUCUGGCCUUCCGAGGAAGAUCUGCCUGGCUUCUAUGCCGCUGUGAAAAAUUACUAUGGACAAGUCCUUCAGCUGGCCAGACAUCUGUUCCGGCUGUUUGCCUUGUCUCUAGACCUACCAGAGAAUUAUUUCGACCCGAUGACAACCCAUCCAGGCGGCAUCUCGCGACUCUUAUACUAUCCUCCAUCAAAGGAUCCGCAACCACUGGAUCCACAUAACAAGGACAAGGAGAUUGGCCUGGGCGCGCAUUCCGAUUACGAGUGCUUUACAAUCUUACUUUGCUCCACUGUUUCGGGUUUGGAGAUUCUUUCACCGGAGAAUACUUGGGUACCUGCGCCAGCAGUUGAAGGGAGCUUCGUCGUCAAUGUUGCGGAUUUCUUGAUGCGAUGGACAAACGGUUUGUUUGCGUCUAAAGUGAUUCGUAAUGUCUGCUGAUCCGUGAUUGAAGGCAUAUACAAGUCGACCGUUCACCGCGUAGUCAAUCGCACGCGUGAGGAAAGAUACAGCGUGCCCUUCUUCUUCAGUAUUAACUACGAUCAAGCUGUCGAAGUACAUUGUAGCACACAUUGGACCUACGAGUGACCAUGCUAAUAUUGCUGCAGACUUUGCCGAGCUGUAUCGCUCCUGAGAAUCCUUCCAAGUAUCCUCCGAUCAAAGCUGGUGAGUAUAUACUGGAACGGUUGAGAGCCACUGCGAAAGAUGGAUGA
This is a messenger RNA of Lecanosticta acicola, 1223 nucleotides long. NCBI's taxonomy places the organism in Eukaryota, Fungi, Ascomycota, Dothideomycetes, Mycosphaerellales, Mycosphaerellaceae. The record is from the annotation of a GenBank genome assembly.